CAUUAUGAAAUUUAUUGCAGGAUUUUAUUGAUAAAAUGUAGUGAUAUGUAUCGUAAAUAGUGGUUUAACAUUUACUUUUGGAUAUAGCCACUGAAAACUUGGAAGAGUAUAGAAACCUUCACUCCCUUUAUAUUUUCAUUUGUAUACAUAAUAACUUUUACUGAUGUCGAAUUUCUCGGUCGGAGGUUUCAACGUAAACUUUAUCAAACAUCGAAUUUGUUAUAAAUUGUAUAAUGUAUUUUAUCGUAAGAAGUAUGAGUCUCUUUUCCUAAAUUCGAAAAAUUCUUUGUGGUCGAAAUUAUUGAGCUAUUUUGUUUUUGCUGUACCAGUUUACUAUUUCUGACACAUUAACACAAAAAAGUGUUGUUAUUAAGCAGCCUCGUUAUUAAAUUUAUUUGACUUUUAGAAGAAAGAUUUAUAUGUUCUUUAUUAAUUUAUUUUUAUAAUUAUUUAUAAUUUUUUUUGUUAAACCAUGGAUAUCGAUCCACCGAACCUUUGUUCUAAUUUGAAGAGAUCAAAUAGUGCACCUAUGAUCAACGAAUUGGGGACUACAUCAUCAAGCUCUCAAGAUCUUUUGCGCAAUCGUGGUAGUAGCACUCCACAGAGAGUUCCACGAAUGACUCAAACACGACGUUUCAGUGGUAGUUUCAGCCCUAGUCGAUCUUCACAUUCUCCAACUGCUCCUCUGUCACCUCUUGUUCUGAGUAGAGUCUCUCAGAUAAAACAAGAGGAGUCUAUGGACGUUGUAUUUCGAGAAGCUGCUCACGAAAGAGAGACUAAAUCGAAACUUCAGAUAUCACAUUCACUAGAAGAUCUCACACUUGAUGAAGCUUCUUUCAGUGAAAAUAAUAAGCGUUCUCAAUCUGUAACUGACCCUUUGAGAAUCCACACAUCUCAUAUAGUGAUGUGCAGUUCGCCCUCUCCCACAAACACAGGUCGUCAGUGCUUUUCUCCUUCCACUUGUCUCCCUGUGCAACAUAGUGCCUUUACUCCUAGUCCUAGCCCAACCAGAAAAAAUUUCACAAGGUGCAGUCAAAGUCCUAUAUCACUUAGGCCUAGUCAGUGGUCUUUGAAGAGGAAAUAUGAUAUGGACAGUGAUGACAGUGAUUACAUGCCGAGUAGUGCUAAACACUUUAAUGCUGGAAUGUCUUCUCCUGAGGCAGACUCGAGGCCAAAUCCUCCUCAUAUACAAAACUUAUCCUUCAAUUCAAUGGAUGCUUGUAAUAGUUCAGAUCAGAGUGAUACUCAAAGACAUUCUGAUUCUAUGUCAAGCUGUAUGAAUUCGCCUUAUGGCACAUUCAAACCUGUGGAUCCUGCUCCAACUAAUCAGAAAAAUUAUAACUGAAAUGGGAAAUGAGGAAAAGAGAUUUAAUGCACAAAAAUUAAAGUGCAAAAUUUUAUCCUUUAAGAAUACAUAACUACAGGCUGUAAAUGUGUGUAAUUUUGACUUGCAAUGUUUUUUGCUUGAAUUUGUAUGUUAUUCUAUGAGGAACUUUAAAUGGUAUUGUGAUAGUUUAGACUUCAGAAUUUAAUCUUCAUUUUGAAAAUCUGAAAAAAGAGUGUUUAAUACUGAGAAUGAUAUCAGACAUUCCAAUACCAGUCAUGUAAAGUAGUUGAGGUUUGAAAUGUUCAUGUGUUUAUUUCUGUACAUUAGGAGCAUUCAUCUGUUUAUUGCAUUACUAUUGCUAGUUGAAGCUUUAAUUAAAGAAGAUGAUUUUUUUUUUUUUAAUUCUUGUUUUGAAAAUUUUAUAUUUAAAAUUCUGUUGUGUGAUUGCCAUUAUUAAGGAUAUGGUUUUUAGAGAUCUGUGCAUAUAAUUAAUUGCUUUGUACCCCUACGAACAGAAUACAAACUGUAACUUGAGCAUAAUAGGAACAUAUUUCAGAAAGACUUUCAGGUGUAAAAAUUUCUGGCCAGGGAAGAAUUUUGGGCCAGAAUUAAAAAUUAUUUUACUAUAUGCCAGUAAAAGACUUUAUCUUAAGUAUAAUAGUGCUACUUAUCUUUAUUUAUAUGCAUUAUCAUAGUUUUACAAUUUAUUGUUUUUUCAUUCUUUCUAUGUGGUAGAGAUAUUAUACUAUAAAUUUAUGUGUGAUAAAACAGAUUAAGUGAUAAACACUAAUUAACAGACACACUUUAAGUGAUAAACACUAAUUGAUGACAUAUUAAAAAAAAAGUUUUUGACCUUCAGGAUAUCUUGAUGAAAUAUGUAAAUUUAUAAUUUCCUUUGUCAACUAAUAUAUUUUUAUUAAUUUUUUCUAAAGUUUAAGAAUUCAUCAAGUAUUAGCAUAUUUUCCCCUGUAGUUUACUUUUUAUUUAUUAAAUGAUUUUAUUCUAAUUAAAUUUGUCUUAUCAAAAAUUUCACAAUUUUGUAGCAAAUGAUCAAUUUUUUUAAAAACUUUAAAAGAAAGAGAGGAAAAGUUCUAAAUUUUUUACUGAUAGAAUAAAAGAGUUUAAAAGAAAAAGAUCCAUGAGACAAAAUUAUGAAUUUGAAUUCCCAUUUUAGAAAUCUUAAUGACUUCAGACAGACGUUUAUCUUUGGAGAAAUGAGAAAAAUAAAAUAAAAAGUGUUACUGUUAAUUAUAUGAAUGCUGUUAUGUUGUGCAUGAAUAUUAAAAAUGGUGGGCUAAUCUUUGGAAUAUGGUAACAGGUAGUUUGGCGACAUUUUGGUAAGGCGAUAAAGGUUACUAGCUAG
This is a messenger RNA of Stegodyphus dumicola, 2690 nucleotides long. RefSeq names its product P2R1A-PPP2R2A-interacting phosphatase regulator 1. The record is from RefSeq and is a predicted model, not a curated record. Gene Ontology annotation, molecular function: protein serine/threonine phosphatase inhibitor activity. Lineage: Eukaryota; Metazoa; Arthropoda; Arachnida; Araneae; Eresidae.